Molecule: messenger RNA, 443 nt
Organism: Exophiala aquamarina CBS 119918
Lineage: Eukaryota; Fungi; Ascomycota; Eurotiomycetes; Chaetothyriales; Herpotrichiellaceae
Exons: 1
Source: RefSeq, a predicted model, not a curated record
AUGGCGAGUGUGCUUACGGCUGCCACCUGGGACCCAUUACAGUAUUGCAACUCAAAGGAGUUGUCUCGACUCGAUGAGAGAUUUGAUUUCGCACUGCAAGAUGUGACCUGCCUUGUUUUUUGGACGGGCGUGCCGCCUGAGCUUGCCCGACGCUGGGCAGAGGAACACGGGCUACCGACAUUGACCCUCGCCAUGGGCACCUUGUAUAGCGAUCGCCAUGCAGGUAGCGUGAGAUAUAGCAAGACCUCGACGGCUUGGACCAGGUAUAUGAAGGCGGCUUCCGGUCGAUUUGCAGAGUACGCAUGCCGUGGUGGCCGCCAAGCUGUUGUUCUCACGAAACCUCCUCCAAGCAUCUACAGCUCCAGAAGACGAUCGAACUACCGGGACUUGGAAGAACCGAUUCUGAAAGGAGUCGUUGGCGGACCUGGUACCCUCCGAAUUGA